AUGGCAUCAUCUGUCUUUUGCAUUGAUUUUGUGUCGAUGAGAUCACUGAGAGCGACACGAUGCGUUGGAGCAGCCGAUGUAGCCGAUGUAGUCGAUGCAGUCAAUGCAGUCGAUGGAAUUGAUGGAACCGAUGGAAUCGAUCCAGAGGACAGCUUGAGAAGAGACAACUUCGAGGGAAUUCUUUCGUCAUUAAGAAUGCUACUGAUUGAAGCUCUAGUAGCCGUUGAAGAAACGGAGUUCCCCGGAUUGCUGAAAAUCGAGUUGCCAUUGGACACAGAUGUGGAAACUGAUGAGGACACAGAUGCAUUGUGGAGCUUGAACACUGAGGGACGAAGACGUGUGGUGACCUUCACCAAGGUUCCCUGUGUAGCUGUGACGGAGUCAGUCGAGUUGGAUGCCAGGUUGGAUGUCGAAUUGGAUGCUGAGUUGUAUACCGAGUUGGAUGCCGAGUUGGAUGCCGAGUUGGAUGCCGAAUGGGAUAGUAAAUUACGAUCUGAUGCUGCAUCUGUAGGCGUGGAAGGACGAGAUGCAGGUGGUGCAGAAAGAGUAUGCAUGGAACCCGAUAUGGAGAUUGGAGAUUUCAAUGUCUGCAUGGAAUUUGGAGAUAGUGUUUGGGCACGCACAUCACGUGCAUUUUGA
Brettanomyces nanus is the source of this 639-nucleotide messenger RNA. RefSeq lists its product as uncharacterized. The record is from RefSeq and is a predicted model, not a curated record. Lineage: Eukaryota; Fungi; Ascomycota; Pichiomycetes; Pichiales; Pichiaceae. The coding region runs from base 1 to 639 and encodes 212 amino acids. The transcript is spliced from 2 exons.